UGCCGCGUCGCCCUUGCGCAGGCGCGGGGCGGCCAUGUCGGCCGCGGUGGAGCGGCGGCUAGCCCGGUUCCGCGCCACCCGUGGCAGCACCGCCGCCGCGCCGCGCCCCGCGGAGCCGCCGGGAAGGGCCGCGGCUCCACCAGAGGCCGCCGAGGGACAGCGGGCCGUCGCGGCAGGCCCGGGCGGCGGCGCUCAGGCCCGUCCCGGCGGGGUGGCGGCGCCGGUGUGGGCGCGCCCGCUGCUGCUGAAGGUGCUGCUGUGGGCCGUGCUGCUGGCGCUGUUCGCGGAGCUGGAGCUGGGGCUGCCCUACUUGGUCCUCUCCGGGCUGUACUGGAUGUACGCCGGCACCCGCGGCCCGGCCGAGCGGCGGCGGGGCGAGCUGAGCGCCUACUCCGUCUUCAACCCCGGCUGCGCCGCCAUCGCCGGGACGCUGACGGCCGAGCAGCUGGAGCGGGAGCUGCAUUACCGGCCCGCCGCCGGCAGGUAGCCACCGGCCCGGUGGCGGGGCGAGCCGCUUUGCUGGGCCGGCCCCGCUGCCCCUCGCCCCACGGCCCCGGGGGUGUGCCUGCGCAGAACGCCGCCUGCGCCGGACUGGGGGCCGGGUUCCCCGGGCGCGGUGGUCCCGAAUAAAGUCGUAGCAAAGCAUG
Molecule: messenger RNA, 647 nt
Organism: Falco peregrinus (peregrine falcon)
Lineage: Eukaryota; Metazoa; Chordata; Aves; Falconiformes; Falconidae
Gene: SAYSD1
Product: SAYSVFN motif domain containing 1
Exons: 2
Coding region: 35-487 (150 amino acids)
Source: RefSeq, a predicted model, not a curated record